Candidozyma duobushaemuli is the source of this 2547-nucleotide messenger RNA. It is a transcript of the gene COG4, whose product is annotated as Golgi transport complex subunit. The record is from RefSeq and is a predicted model, not a curated record. Bases 1 to 2547 code for a protein of 848 amino acids. Lineage: Eukaryota; Fungi; Ascomycota; Pichiomycetes; Serinales; Metschnikowiaceae. The transcript has a single exon.
AUGGCCGAAACGGCAAAGGCCAGAUCCACAGCAGCAUCUGCAUUCUUGGCAUUAGAUGAAGAAAAUCUCAAUAAUCAGUAUGACCAGCUCCAUGAGAGCUUCCAGAAUGCUCUGUCUGUGUCUGCUUUACAGGACUUGAUCCACCAGAUCGACUCAGAAACAGCCGACAUUGACUCAGAUUUACAAAGGCUAGUGACUGUUGGAUCGAAAAAACAUACAGCCGAGAUCUCGCUGUUGGAACUUUCCAGAGCAAAGCUCUCGGGAGCUAUAUCCAACUCCAACGACUUGACCAAGGUGUUUACAUCAGCAAACGAUUUAGGCCACCUGCUCACGUCUAAGAUAAAAGCCUUAGAUCAGGAGAUUUCCAAUGUGGAUGCUACCUUGCUGUUUGUGGCAGACGUCCAACUGUUGAAGAACAACAUCAACCAAACGCAGUAUGCUAUAGAAAAGGGAAACUGGGAGUUGGCAGCCAAUUGCAUCCAUGUGAUCAACCACAAGCUCAGUCCCAACUUGGUGAAUGGUAGAUUCGCCCUGGUGAUGAUCCCGCUGUCGGAUAUACCCGAGCUUCCGGCUCCUACAAUCAAAAAAUGGAUAGAGCAGUUGACCAUAGAGUUCCAGACACGGUUCAACGAGGCUGCCAAGGCGAGAUCCGUGCCGGAGAUCACGAAAUACUUCCAGCUUUUCCCUCUAAUAGACCAGGAGGAGGUCGGGCUCCAGUGCUACUCGAAGUUCAUUUGUUCUAUUAUCACAGACACUUCAAGAACCUUGAUCAACUCGGCCACUCAGGGCGAGUCCAGGCUGGGCAUUUACGCAUCUGUGACUAGCAAUCUCUUUGAGAGCAUUCUGACCAUGCUCUCGCAGCACACGCCGUUGAUCAACAAAUACUACGGCACGUCAUACCCUGAUGCUGUGGUUUUUGUGGUUACCAGGAUCCAAAGGGAGAUUGACUCACAAAUUGGCCUUAUUGCUGAUACAUUUUACGACAACAACAGAGUCGAAAAGAAGCUCCACGAUAUCAAGCUUCAUAAGUUCACUGAGCUCACACGCCGCUUUUCGGACCACUAUCAGCAGAAUGAUCCUGAGGAGAACGAGGUGUUUGAUCACGACAUUGUGCCUCUCGUUGAGAUCGGCGACUUGACACAUGAACUAUCAAGCAUCCUCCAUCACUGGUCGUUGUACUGCAAAUUUGUGGCCGUCAAGUACUUCUCCAAAGGUGAAGAGGACCUCAAGCUUCCGACUUUGCUUAGUAACUCCAACUUCAUGAAGAAGAUCCACAACAAGCUCCUACCAGCAUUCGAGGCACUUUUCACGUAUUAUUUCCGUCGUUCUUUUGAAAAAGCCGUCACCAUCGAAGAGGUGCCAUCGCUUGAUUCAUACUUGACCACUACCGCUGAUUCCAAGUCUCCCGAGCAGCCGGCUGUUUCCUCGGUUGUCGAGGAUCUAAGUUUGAUUUUCAACAACUCGUUGAGAAACGUGUUGGAGUCCACCCAGCCUACAACGGUGAAACACUUCGUGGCCGAAUGCGCCAAGGUUCUCCAAAACGACUUCUUGGGAGGCUUCAUCCGCAAGGCUCUUCAGGAGAACCUGCCUCGCUACAACAAAACGCUUGCUCUACUUGCAGCUCAAGGAGCUGUGCCAAGUGGAACAGGUAGCCCUUCUGCAUCUAGAGCAGGCACUCCAGCACCAGAAUCCGUGAGUGGCUACCUUAAAGGUGCAUCUUCUGCAUUUGGAAACAUCGUCGGCACAGGAAGCUCUAUGGUAGGAGCCAGCGCUGUCGCGGCAGCUCACAAUGAGCCCAAACUCACAAACUACGUCAUUUAUCUCAACACAGUUGCCACAGCCCAGGAGUUCUUCCGCCAGAUUAUCGUGAACCUCACUGUCAGAGACAAGCAUUCCCUCAAGGGCAACUUUCCAUUUGCAAUUGACGAGGAGAAAAUUAGAAACAUUAUCCAGGCCGAGUUAUUGGAACCUCUCGUUUCCAGCACAAACAAUGUUGUUAGACAUUCGUUGCUCAACUUCUACAAUCAAUCUUUGAAAAAUAAGGUUGCCACUAUCGUUCACGAAACCUUCCCGGAAACAAGCGACACUCACUACAUGGCAUACUCUUCAUCCAUUCUAAAUGACCCUUCGAACAUGCUCAGGUUCAAGCAGUCUUGGGAUGCCAUGAUCAGACCAUACAAGCAAACGAUGCACAAGACCUUAGUGUUCUACAAGUUGCUCCGACUCCUUGUAGUGAACCUCGCCAGCAUGAUCGAAAAGAAGUUGAUGCUGGCGCUCAAGAAGUUCAAAAUCAACGAGCUUGGUGCUUUAAAGCUCGAUAAAGACGUUUCUUUCAUUAUCAACGAAGUCUGCGAGGAUGACUACGAGCUCCGAGAGAAGUUUGUUCGUCUCACGCAGUUGGUGCUUCUUGUGGGAAUGGACGAGGAGGAAUACCAGCUCAAUUCUUUCUCUAAAAAUGACGAAGACGGUGAGGAUGAGGAGGAUGCCGGUAUCAACUGGGUUUUGACGCCGCUCGAGAGGAAACAGAUCCGUCGUUUCCGUGUCUGA